AUGCCGAACGUUCGCGCUGAGAUCCCGGCGCCGCCGUGUCAAGAUACCCACUUGAGAUUUGCCACCGCGAUGAGCGAAGCCGAAGAGAUCUGCGGCGGCAUUGCCUGCGCCGCGUUCUGCGGUAUCUGCUGCGUCGCGGCCGCCGAAGAAGACAAGCGCGAGCGGGAAGCGUCGUUCGCUCAGAAGAACCAGGCCCCCGUCGGCCCCAUCACGCCCGUCGCCGUCACGACGCUGCCGCCCAGUACACUCGGCAAGGCGACGCUACUGCCGAUCGAAGCCACUGGCAAGAAGACGCCAACCAAGUCGAAGAAGAAAGGAUCCACCGAGACAAAGCCUCGGUACGUGUAG
Messenger RNA from Saprolegnia diclina VS20, 348 nucleotides. RefSeq lists its product as hypothetical. The coding region runs from base 1 to 348 and encodes 115 amino acids. The transcript has a single exon. The record is from RefSeq and is a predicted model, not a curated record. NCBI's taxonomy places the organism in Eukaryota, Oomycota, Saprolegniomycetes, Saprolegniales, Saprolegniaceae.